Messenger RNA from Drosophila simulans, 3823 nucleotides. RefSeq names its product insulin-like growth factor-binding protein complex acid labile subunit. Lineage: Eukaryota; Metazoa; Arthropoda; Insecta; Diptera; Drosophilidae. The record is from RefSeq and is a predicted model, not a curated record. The transcript has 15 exons. Bases 740 to 2965 code for a protein of 741 amino acids. Gene Ontology annotation, molecular function: protein binding.
CGCGCUUUCGGCCGACUUCAGUGUACGUUUGGCUCGCGCAGAGUGCGGAUUGCAGUUCGAUUCGGCUUAAUCAGCCCAGUGCUUUUAGCGUAGUUCAUCCGUAGGAUUACUCUGCCGCAGAUCUGGCCGAUAAGACUUGGCAGCACAUCAGGACCCAAUCCUGUAGGCCCUAACCCUAACUAAAUUAUCGGGCGAGUUAAUUGGCAGCCCGAGAGUUGCGAAAGUCGUAAUGACGGUGCCAUUCAUCUGGCAUUUAGCUCGAUUCCCGUUCGCCGAUCGCUUUGCCGUGCUAAAGUCUGUAAUAUUUGGUUAGUGCGGGUUGCCAAAAAGUUAAACAGAACAGAAAGUACGGUUCAUUUGCUAAAUACACGGGGCCAUUCAAAUAUCCCGACUCAAUUUAAGAGUGUGUGUGGGCGUGUGUUUGUAUGUGUGCGCUCAGUGAGUGAGAUGUGUGGCAAGUUUCAUUUAUUGGCAGCCAGCAACUGAUUUGAAUAUUCACUCGCACACUCAUACCCGAAAGGAUCUGUGCUGCCAAAAUACUAGACCAGAUUGUGGCUCCUGUGUCGCCCGUGCAUAAGUGUGUGUGCAGCAUGAUUUAUAGGUCCUGCAGCAGGCGUGAUGUAAAGUGACAAUUUCUGGUAAUUUUCGAUUUACAUGCCGUUGUGCAUUGGACAGACGACGACCAAGUUGAAAGUUCAAUAAACCCACACAGAAGAGGGACAUCGUUACUAUAGCAAAGAUGCUCUUCAAGUGGCUCCUGUUCAGCCUGUGCAUAAUGCCGGCCAUGUUCAGCAAUACGAGGAGGAAAUGCCCCACUGAAUGCCAAUGCAGCAUGGACGACUUGGAUCGUUAUCAGGCCAUCUGCACAAAAGGAGGCCUGAAUUCACUGCUGUCGCCAAAUGAGUUGGACGUCGAUGUUAAAGUUAUUAUCAUCCGUGGACCCCGGAAUUCCAUUACAAUCGGUCCGGCGCUGCGGCAGUUCAUGAAACUGGAGAUACUCCGCAUCACCGACUCCAAUCUGCCGGCAAUAGGCGCGGAGUCGUUUUGGGGCCUCAAAUAUCUGCGGAUAUUAGAUCUGUCCAAGAACAAUAUAACCAAUAUCACAGAGAACAACUUUCGAGGACAGGACAACCUACUGGAAUUGGACUUAUCGAAAAAUAAAGUUUUACGCAUGGCCAGUUCAACGUUUCGCCAUUUGACGGAUCUGCGUUGCCUUAAUUUGGCCGACAACUCCAUUGUGGAGCUCGUGCAGCGCAACUUCUUCAUGCUGAGUAGACUCAAGUAUCUGGACCUCAGCGGAAAUCCGCUGCAGGAUUUACAGCCGGAUGUGUUUCGCGAUGUGCCGGAACUCAAAGUGCUCAAGUGUCGCAAUUGCCAGCUGAAAAAAAUCAAUCCGCAGAUGUACAAUUUAUUGCCGCUUUUAAGCGAAUUGGAUUUGGGACGCAACGAGUUCAAGUUUCUCGACAAGGAUGAAUUCCGCGAUGUGAAGCGACUGACCAAAGUUCUGCUGGAUGGCAAUCAAUUGUCCGUGGUGGUGGACCAACUCUUUCGCAUGCAGAAGAGUCUUAAUCAUCUGGAUUUGUCGUACAAUCGGUUGGCCAAAGUGCCCAAUGACUCGUUCCUGCAGCUGACCAACUUGACCUUCCUGGACUUGUCCUACAACAAACUGGUUCGUCUGGAGCCGCAGUCCAUCAGAAGUUUGAGCAACCUGCUGACGCUCAACAUAAGUGGCAAUGUGCUGAUGGAUCUUAGGGAGAUGAGUGAAACCUUUGAGCUCAUUCCCCAGCUCACCCACCUGGCGAUUGCGGAUAUGGGCACAAUGCCCGUUGGUCUACUGCAUCCCUUCAAGCAACUGAGAUAUCUCAAUAUCUCCGGCAAUUCCUUGAACAACACGGCAUUGGAGGUCAUCGAUCCGUGUCGAGAACUGGAGUUUUUGGACUUAUCUCGGAAUCAAUUACACGGCAUCAGCGAGGACACGGCCCUCAGGAUCCAAGGCAUACGCAACGUGCGACUCGACAACAAUCCUUUGAUAUGCGACGAGUGUCACAUGGGGAAAUUGAUAAAUGUCGUGCGACAACUGCAGUGGAAAUGGGAUACCUAUCCCAUUUGCUUCCUGCCGAAGAGUCUUCGAGGUGCAGAAAUAAAUAAUUUGGAUAUCAACGGGCUGCACACGUGCUUGACUUUCAUCACCGACGAGGAGCAAAAUGCCGCCAGCACAUCAUAUAACUUUCUUGAGCACGGUGGUCUCAAUACUCUGGCCAUUCUGGGUGGCAUCAUCUUUGUGCUAAUUGCCGUAAUUAUACUGUCCUUGGUUGCCUGCUUUUCGAAAAAUCGGGCUCGCUACUACACGAGGGAGGACCACCUGAAUGGCAGCGAGAGCAAGUGCCUGGAAAAAAAUCUGGAGGCGACCACGAUUACAACGCUGGGUAAUGGCAGCUCGCCCACCACGACGACCACGCUGACCCUGGCCACCUCCCCGGCGGCACCAAAUGGUCCAAAGACGAAUGGACAGGGCCUGAGCCUGAGUCCUGCCAACGGCAGCACGCCCGUUCACGGAAUAUCCGAGGACAAGGGCAAAGAAAUCAACUUCACCUUUCCCGUGGACGAUCGCGUCUGCACCAUUGACGAGCUGAUGCCACCACCACCACCGCCUCCGCAGCAGCAUCCGCAUCCCAAUAUGGGCAGCCUGAUGUACAGUGUGUCGCACUCGCCGAGCUCGGCUACAACCCUGGCAGCUGUGGCAGCGGCGGCGACUGUUAUUCCGCCAGGAGCCCCCUCUCACUCGCCCAUGCCCACGCCCACACCCACUCCCGCCGAGGCUGUGGUCGUGGUCCUGCCCCCACCACCGCUACCACCGCAACAGCACCACCACCAGAUGGACGGCAGCUUGGCCAGCCUGCGGGAGGUGCAGCAGCAGCUGGUCCAUCUGAGCAGCACGCUGGAGCCGCUGGUCAGCGUUAACUGACCCAGGGGCCCAUCGGGAGCCACCGCGUCCUCAUCAGCUACGAAGUUUGCCCAGCAAACAGUCGGCACGACACCGACGUAAGCCGCCGGAGAGUUGGACUUGCAGUGUGCAACGGGACGACGGGGCGUAUAAUUAAUGGCCAUGCGGGGUCACAUUGAAGUGCAGUAAUUAGGAUUUGAGUUCGCAAUUAAGUUCAUUAAUCACUCCAGGCGAUCAUCAUCAAAUAUGGCCUUUCCCCGAAGGAAUACGCCAUUAUUCCAUACUGCCAUUUUCACAAUUAACGAACUUUACCAGUGUUUCACUAAGAUACUUGUAACUUAAUUUUAAUGUUUUUUAUAUGCGCAUCUGUAUAUAAAAUUGGUCUAAAUUUAGGUAAAGUAUAACGACACACACGAUUCAUUUCGACACAUUUCAAAUGUGAUAAAACCGAGCGUAUUCUGUAAAUAAGUAUUAAGGCAAGCGAACCAUAACAACUAAGGUGUAAAAUGUGUAUGUGAAAAAAGACGAACUUGUAUAUUUGGCCAAUGCGAUUCAAAAUUGAGCAGCCGCUGUUUGAGAAUUUAAAAGUAAACAUUAAUAUAGCACGUAGUUAGUGGCAUAGAUUUCCAAGACACAUACAAAACCUAUAUAGAACUAGCGUGUAAGGCAUGUCAAAGUAUAUUGUUCAAACCCAAAAGCAGCAGAAGUCGGCAAUCAUUUGAAUGAAACCCAACUAGAAGCCCAAACGAUUUUCGGUUCUCCCCUCGAAUCAAUAACAGAACUUGGCAUUUUCACGUAUCCUUAAGUCGGAAAAUUGUAUUUAUUUUACACAGCAAUAACCGUAAUCCAUAAUAAAGUGUGACUGUUUAUGAAACCAAA